Marasmius oreades (fairy-ring Marasmius) is the source of this 2956-nucleotide messenger RNA. RefSeq lists its product as uncharacterized. Gene Ontology annotation, cellular component: cell surface; extracellular region. Gene Ontology annotation, molecular function: beta-glucosidase activity. The transcript has 7 exons. Lineage: Eukaryota; Fungi; Basidiomycota; Agaricomycetes; Agaricales; Marasmiaceae. Gene Ontology annotation, biological process: glucan catabolic process. The record is from RefSeq and is a predicted model, not a curated record. The coding region runs from base 135 to 2516 and encodes 793 amino acids.
CGUUGACCUUCUUGUUCUUCUACCACCAUCUCCUCAUAGGGCCAUCUGCGGUACGUCCCUAUAUUCAGCAACAAAUUGUCUCGUUGUUCGCUGGAUAUCUCCUUCACCUUUCAUUAUCUAGCUCUUAAGCAGCCAUGGCUCAACCAAACAGACCCUUAGAUAAUGUAUCCUACGACCCGCUUCCCUUAGAACAUCCACCUUCUCCUGUUCCAGGCGCUUCUUUCAAUUACAGCCCACAUACACACUCAUUAGAUCUUCCCGGAGAUGAUUUGGGGCUACCGGAGGGCGCUGCACAACCUCGUUUUCUUGGCCAGGCGUUAUAUCAAGAUGGUCCAAGUGCCCGAAACUCCUAUGCUUCAUCACACCAAACGUUUCCUUCACAAUCCGAAUACUCCUCUUCUGUAUACGCCUUGAACGAUACUCGCGAUCCUCAAUCUCUUUCCAACUACGAAGGUCAAUAUCGAGACGAUCCACACGAGGUCGCUGAGGAUAGCGGAAUGUCGAUGUCCCCUAUAGGCCGUAGUCGACAUUUGUCGGAGAAGCGUGCGGCAUACUCUUCGCCAAAGUCAAAACGCAAGAUCAUGAUCAUUGCGGCCAUCGCCGCUCUCAUUAUUAUCAUUCUCGCCGUCGUUAUACCCGUCUACUUCGCUAUUGUCAAACCCAAUAGCACAAACUCCGAGUCCAGCAACUCUUCCGGUGAUUCAUCUCAUAAUGGAGGGAAAAGUGGUGACGGUAGCAAAGGCAGCACAGGCAAGGUGGCUGCUGUUACUGGAGGAGAUGGUAGUCAAGUCACGCUCGAGGAUGGAACCACGUUCAAGUAUUCUAACUCUUACGGUGGAUCUUGGUAUUACGACGUCAACGAUCCUUUCAACAACGGUGCUAGAGCUCAGUCGUGGACACCCGCACUCAAUGAAACCUUCGAUCAUAAUGCCAACAGAAUUAGGGGUGUCAACCUUGGUGGUUGGUUCACAAUAGAGCCUUUCAUCGUUCCCGCUCUAUUCGAAAAGUACCAGAAAUCCGAUCCCAUGGCUAUCGAUGAAUGGACACUCCACACCGCUAUGGCAGCUGAUGCCCAGAACGGUGGGCUAAACCAAAUCGAAGACCAUUACAAAACGUUCAUCACCGAGCAAGAUUUCGCUGAAAUUGCCGCUGCUGGUCUGAACUACGUCCGUAUUCCUAUUCCCUACUGGCUUAUCGAAACUUGGCCGGGUGAACCUUUCCUUGCAAAGGUUGGUUGGAAAUAUUUUGUGAAAGCCCUUGGCUGGGCCCGCAAAUACGGGAUCCGCGUCAACCUCGAUCUCCACGCCGUUCCUGGCAGUCAGAAUGGAUGGAACCAUUCAGGUAGAUUAGGUGAAAUUAACCUGCUUCGCGGAGUUAUGGGCUAUGCAAACGCCCAACGCACGCUCGACUACAUCCGCAUUCUCGCCGAGUUCAUUUGCCAACCUCAGUAUCGCGACGUCGUUACCAUGUUCGGUAUUCUCAACGAACCACGAGGAAUAUUCAUGGGUGAACCAACAGUUUUUGGAUUUUACGCGGAAGGGUACAGAAUUGUUCGCCAAGCAUGUGGCGAUGGGAAAGGGCCAUGGGUAUCAUUCCAUGACGCUUUUUUCUCCCGAAACGACUUCAAAGGAUACCUAGCCAAUGCUGAUCGAAUUGCUCUCGACUCUCAUCCUUACAUCGCGUUCGGAGGACAAACUACCGAGGGUUGGGGAACACGUACUGGUGCUCCAUGCGCUUGGGGUAAAGACGUCAACCAGUCUAUGGCUGACUUUGGUAUGACUAUUGCAGGAGAGUUCAGUAAUGCCAUCAAUGACUGUGGUUUAUGGGUCAACGGUGUCGGACAAGGCGUUCGAUACGAUGGGACUUUUACCGCUGAACCCUCCCCUCGUGUUGGAGACUGUACGCAGUGGACGGAUUGGACAAGGUUCGACGAUGCUACCAAGACUCAAAUCAAGCAGUUUGCCAUGGCUAGUAUGGAUGGGCUUUACAAUUACUUCUUCUGGACAUGGAAAAUUGGUAAUUCCUCUGCUUCCGGAAGAGUGGAAUCCCCGGCUUGGUCGUACAAGCUCGGCUAUGAAAACGGUUGGAUGCCAAAGAACUCUCGCGAGGCUGAUGGUUUCUGCCAGAACACCGACCCGUUCACCGGGACGAUUCAAAACGGAAACGGUCAAGUCAACUUAGCACAAUAUCCAUGGCCGCCUGCAUCAAUCAUGGAAGGUGGCCCAGUGGCUAACCUACCCACGUACACAGCCAGUGGUGCUAUUCCUACACUUACUGGUGCAACUCUAACCGUUUCUGGUUUGCAACCAACCAAGUCGGUUGAUCUUGGUAAUGGAUGGGCGAAUGCCAACGAUAAUGCUGGAGCAAUGACCAAGGUUUCUGGGUGCAAUUAUCCGGACCCUUGGGUCGGUAUUGGUGGGUCGGUACCUACGCCUUGGUGUGCUGGACAGAAGAAGCGAAAGGAAGAGGCAUUUGUGCUCAGAGAGCCAUUGUCCACCCCCCCUCCCCGUUCGUGAUUCCGCUCCCACCAGUCUUCCUUUAGCUUCUCAAGCACAUCAUCCCACACCCUUCCUUCCACCGUGUCAUUCCCGGUUCGUCGUCGGCGUUACAUCAGCUACCACUUACUAGGCUACUUUCGUUUCCUUCUUGAAUUUCUUUUUGCUGGUCGGACUUGAGAACUUACUUGCCGCCAUGGACACCCACUUCUGUUAUUGGUUAGUUAAUUCUUUGCACACCACCCCCACACGGUCAUUAUAAAUGAACAGACAUCGGUUUUCUUUUCCUUUCCUUUCUUACUGCAUGAUAUUAUGUUUUUUUUUUGUUUUUAUAUUUCAAGCAGUAUUGUAUCACGUCCUAUAAAUGUGCACUCCUUGGGGACAGUCAUCGUACUUUCAAUGUUACCAAAUUAUUUUUAUUGGCCAGUUAUUUUGGUAGCUGCUCUUAUUCUUAGAACCCU